This is a messenger RNA of Papilio xuthus (Asian swallowtail), 1251 nucleotides long. The record is from RefSeq and is a predicted model, not a curated record. Lineage: Eukaryota; Metazoa; Arthropoda; Insecta; Lepidoptera; Papilionidae.
UGAACAUUGGACAUCGUGGAAGAUGAAGGCGUUCGUGAUAUUAUGUUUGGUGGCUACCGCCGUUGCCAUGCCAACGGCCAAAGAAGAUGGUGUCAUGGAGAGGUUCAUCUCUACUCUAAGAGAUUGCGUGGAAACCGACACGAUGCUGUGCCUUAAGGAGAAGGCAAUGAAAUUCACAGACAAUCUUGCGGUGGCAAAGGACUUGAAUUUAGUUGAAGGUGUAACCUUCGCAAGGACUGGCAGCCCAAGAUCUGCGCGUAGCUAUGAACCUUUGGACACAGAUCCUAAAGCCAGGGAGAUGCAAGUCGAAGAAAGGAUAAUGGAUAACGUAGCCGAUUUCUUAGAAAAUCACGCUCUACAAUUAAGAAUGCCGAAAUCUUUCAUCGAAGAUAACUCUGUCGAAGAGGAAGGUCGUGGCAAGAAGAAGAAGAAGCUGAAGAAACUCCUUCCCAUCUUAGCUCUGAUUAAACUGAAGCUCGCUGCCUUAGUGCCCCUAUUCCUUGGUAUCAUUGCCUUCGCUGUGUUCAAGGCUUACCUCCUCGGCAAGAUAGCUUUCAUCGCUGCUGCUUUUGGAGCUUUGAAGAAGCUUUUAGAAUCGAAGAAGAAUAGUGGCUGGUCUGAACCACCUCAUGAAGAACAUGGAUGGGAAAGUAGCGGCGGUUGGGGAAGAUCCCAAGAUGCUCAAAACUUAGCAUAUGCAGCCCACGCUAAGCAAUCAUAGAUUACAAUCUAAGUUAUUUAUUUAUUUAUUCGUGUAAUCUAAGUCUUGAAACGUUUUUUUUAUCACGUAUUUCAAUUUUAUUUCUUCUUUUAACCACCGUUUAUGACACGUUUAGUUUGUGUGUAUGAAAGAUGAUUGUAUGAAUUUUACUGUACAGUAUUUUACAUCAUUUUUUUAUGUAUGUAUAUUUUUUUGUCUAAGUCCAUGACUGAUUUUACUUUAGUUUAUGUAUAUAUAUAAUUAUGGUAUAUAUGUAGUAUAUUUUUUAUUUACAAAAUGCUCUUUUUAUAGGAGAUAUUGAGUAAUACUGGUUGUUUUUACCAAAUAUUUAUUUUUUAAGUUUUAUGUUCCAAAGAUAUGAUUUCUUUAAGUUUUUUUUUCUCAUAUAACAACGAUAGAAGUAUGCGUGCAUUGGAAACGAGUCAAAUAUUUAUUACCGAUUUUAAUAUAUUUAUCAUAUGAAUGUAAUUUAUAUAACAUAUUAAAUUGCAAUAGAUUUAUAUAAGAGAAAUAAAUUGUUUAUACAAGAA